GGGCUGCUGGCCCAGAGGCAGGUGGCAGCCAGGUGGACAGCAGAGAAAGCAGGAACCCAGAGGUGUGAGCUGAGAAACGGAGCCAUGUCAGGAAGCCAACUGUGGGCUACUGUCCUCCUCCUGCUGCUGCUGCAGAGUGCACAGGGUGUCUACAUCAAGUACCGUGGCUUCCAAGUCCAGCUGGAAUCAGUGAAGAAGCUGAGUGAGUUAGAGGAGAAGCAGAUGUCUAACCCCCAGCUGCGGAAACACAGCCUCCUCCCUGAUGUGUGCCAUAACCCAGCAUUGCCCAUGGAUCUCCGGCCUGUUUGUGCCUCCCAGGAAGCUGCCGGCAUCUUCAAGGCCUUGAGGACCAUCGCUACCGACGAAUGUGAGCUGUGUAUAAAUGUUGCCUGUACGGGAUGCUGGUGAAAUGACCCACUCCAGACACUUCCCUCCACAACAGCCUAUCCUGUCCAUACUUAGAUACCGUUGAAGUAAUCACCAUCCUCCCAGUAUAAAUAGAUCCAUAGCAAGGCAAUAUGGACUGCAGAGCUGCCAUAUUUAGCCCCCCAGGCAGCUGCACCUGAAUAAAGAUGUUACCC
Arvicanthis niloticus (Nile rat) is the source of this 581-nucleotide messenger RNA. RefSeq names its product guanylate cyclase activator 2B (gene Guca2b). Gene Ontology annotation, molecular function: guanylate cyclase activator activity. The record is from RefSeq and is a predicted model, not a curated record. Lineage: Eukaryota; Metazoa; Chordata; Mammalia; Rodentia; Muridae. Gene Ontology annotation, cellular component: extracellular region.